This is a messenger RNA of Entrophospora candida, 1071 nucleotides long. The record is from the annotation of a GenBank genome assembly. Lineage: Eukaryota; Fungi; Glomeromycota; Glomeromycetes; Entrophosporales; Entrophosporaceae.
AUGUCACCAUACUUUAGAACUGGAUUAAUACAUCAAGAAUUUGAUGAUGAUUUAAUAAAAUUAAAUAUCUCUAAUGAUAAUUUACUUGAUGGUAAAGAAAUUGAGCCUGAUUUACAAAUAAUUCAACAACGAAUUCAAGAUAUAAUAAGAAUUCUCAAUGAUUUUGGGAACCUUGGAGAUCAUAAACGAGGAAGAUCUUCCUAUGUGGAACAACUUAUUAAAGACAUGUCAAUAUAUUAUGGAUAUUCUGAGUUCUUGAUGGAGAAAUUAUUUCAUCUAUUCUCAACAUCAGAAGCUAUUGAGUUUUUUGAGGCAAAUGAAGUACCUAGACCAGUGACGAUUCGAGCAAAUACAUUACGUACACGUCGUAGAGAUUUAGCUCAAGCUUUAAUUAAUCGUGGUGUUAAUUUAGAGCCUAUAGGAAAAUGGACAAAAGUUGGAUUAACAAUUUACGAUUCAUCUGUACCAAUCGGGGCGACACCAGAAUAUCUUGCAGGUCAUUACAUGUUACAGGCAGCAUCAUCUUUCUUACCUGUUAUGGCAUUGGCACCUCAAGAAAAUGAAAAAAUACUUGAUAUGGCAUCGGCACCAGGUGGAAAAACAUCAUACAUGUCAGCAUUAAUGAAAAAUACAGGAAUAAUAUUUGCUAAUGAUUCAAACAAGGAUCGAAUAAAAUCUUUGGUAGCAAAUAUACAUCGUUUAGGAGUAAAAAAUGCUAUUGUAUGUAAUUACGAUGGACGUGAAUUUCCUACUGUUAUGGGUGGAUUUGAUAGAGUAUUAUUAGAUGCGCCUUGUAGUGGUACAGGUGUUAUAUCAAAAGAUCCAUCAAUUAAAAUUAACAAGACUAGUAAAGAUUUCACAAAAUUAUCUCAUUUACAAAAGCAACUUAUAUUAUCAGCAAUUGAUUCAGUUGAUGCUAAAUCACCUACAGGUGGAUACAUUGUAUAUUCUACUUGUUCAGUAACAACAGAUGAAAAUGAAAAUGUGGUGAAUUAUGCUUUAAGGAAAAGGCCGAAUGUCAAAUUAGUUCCAACUGGUUUGGAUUUUGGUAAAGAAGGUUUUAUAAGGUGA